Chara braunii is the source of this 4405-nucleotide messenger RNA. The record is from the annotation of a GenBank genome assembly. NCBI's taxonomy places the organism in Eukaryota, Viridiplantae, Streptophyta, Charophyceae, Charales, Characeae.
UUUCCCUCCCACCCACCCCUUGCAUGCAUCCCGGUUCGGUACAGUGCCAUGUCAGCAGCGCCACGUCACAGUGCCAGAUCAACAGUGCCACGUCAGCAGUGCCACGUCACAGUGCCACGUCAGCAGUGCCAGAUCAGCAGUGCGACGUCAGCAGUGUCAGGUCACAGUGCCACGUCAGCAGUGACGUCAGACACAGUGCCACGUGAGCAGUGCCACAUCAGCAGUGCCACGUCAGACACAGUGCCACGUAAGCAGUGCCACAUCAGCAGUGCCACGUCAGACACAGUGCCACCCCAGGCUCUGCUGCAGCGGCAUGAAGCCAACAGCAUCGAGAAACUCAAGUACUGGCACUUUGAACCGAACAGCGACGAGCCAACACCGGAAAAGCAUCAUACGGAGUUCAUGGCCAAGCUCGUGAGCAGGUUGGUUUACACAUGUAACCACCUACAGUCCGAGCUGGCAAACCUUCAGCGGGCCGUGCGGAACCAUAAGAUUCAGCACGAGGAUGCCACACGGGCACUGGACGCCCGUGUACUGGGCCUGGAACAGGCUGUGCCAGGACCAGAUGCUGGAGCUUCCAGCAGUGCAUCCUCUAGCCGCCAACUGGAGGAACACGUUGACCACGUCGUGGCAAUGCUAGGAGACAUAAGUGUCUUCACAGAGCCGGCCACCAUCAGCCAGCGGUUCGAGUUGCUGGACACUAAGAUCGGUCAGCAACAGCAGACUGACCAGAGCCAGAACAACAGCUCGGCGAGGCCAUACAAGAUGCCGACGUUCCGGAUCGAGAAAUUUGAUGACUACACAUAUCAAGACCCGGUCGUUUCAGACCUGUACAAGAAGGUCUCUUGGGAAGACAUGACAAAGGAAUGGAAGAAGUGGUUCAUCGUCGACGACGCCCCGACACUCGCUGUCAACCGCAUCUUCACGAUGGCUCAAGGGAGCACACCGACACGUGACUGGCUCACGGAUUGGCAGAAAAUCGUGGCGACGCCCGAUUUGGACUUGUCAUUUCCGCAUCUGCGGCGUGAGUUCUACAACAGGUCAUGCGCCGCUCUCAGCCUCGCACUUGGUGAUCGCGAGCAGUACAACACUUUCGCAGAGAUCAUCAACAAGGCGAGAGAGCUUAUCAAGACUAACAGGCCGGCUGCACACGAGAAGUCCACGUGGCAGCCAACCUAUGUGGAGAAGGUACGAACUGGUCCGCGACAGCAGCAGUUCGCUGCAGUUCAGUCGGACAGUGGAGAUAACCCAGCAGCCACUCCAGCAUCAAGUGAUGGAGAUCAGGUGGCUGUUGUCCAGCCGCGAAGCAACAACAAGUCCCGCAGCAAUGGGAAGGCAAAAUCCGCAUCGCAGGCAGGAAAUAGACAACCAGGACAAUUUCCAUGGGUCAAGUUUGGCUUGACCGAGGCGGAGUACAAGAUCAGAGAGGCGACCUGCAGUGCCUUGAUCGAUUGCGGAGCAUCUCGCAACUACAUCAGCCAGGACUUCAUGGUACGCGCCGGCCUUGGCCCACGUGUCCGGAGGAAGUCCCAGCCUACGCAAGUCACUCUGGCAGACGGUCAUACGCACAAGUCCAUCGACCAGUGCAUUGACGCCGUCCCAGUGUACUUUGCCCCUCACGUAAGUGAGGCGAUGUCCUUUGACAUUCUGGACACCAAAUUUGACAUGAUCUUGGGCAUGUCAUGGCUGCGAAGCRAGGAUCACCCGGUGAACUUCUUCAACCGCACCGUUCACGUUCGUGAUCGGAACGGAGUAUUAGUUCCAUGCACGGUGCCUCUUCCUCAUCCUUUGAUCAGCUGCCACGUGGUAUCCGCCGCAAGCAUGCGAGCUUCCAUCAUCAGAGACGAUAUCGAGGAGAUGGGGGUGUGUUUUCUCCAUGCCCUCCCGCCACAUGACGCUUCAUCGACAGACUCACCUUCGGAUCCACGCAUCACCAAACUUCUCGACGCCUACAGCGACGUGUUCGAAGGCCCGCACGGAGUAGUACCGGAUAGACCCAUCCGCCACGAGAUCAUCCUCGAGGACGGGGCUGUACCUCCGCGCGGUUGCGUCUACCGAAUGAGCGAGGAAGGGUUAAGUGUGCUUCGGGUACAACUCGACGACCUUCUGGAGAAAGGCUGGAUUCGGCCUAGCUCAUCGCCAUACGGUGCUCCUGUUCUCUUCGUCCGGAAGAAGAACAAGGACAUGUGGUUGUGCAUCGAUUAUCGCAAGCUCAACGCGCAGACGAUCAAGAACGCCGGCCCUCUCCCACGCAUCGACGACCUUCUCGAGCGAUUGGGCGGGGCCCAGUUUUUCUCUAAGCUGGAUCUCAAGUCAGGGUACCACCAACUCGAGAUUCGCAAGGAGGAUCRCUACAAGACCGCGUUCAAGACACGGUAUGGGCAUUUCGAAUGGCUGGUCAUGCCAUUUGGCCUUACGAAUGCCCCAGCCACUUUCCAAGCGGCUAUGACGACGGAGUUUCGACACAUGCUGGAUCGUUUCGUACUUAUMUACCUCGACGACAUUCUGGUUUACAGCCGGAGUCUGGAUGAGCAUGUGGAACACCUACGCACCGUUUUGGAGCGGCUACGACAGGCCAAGUACAAAGCAAACCGCGACAAGUGCGAGUUCGCACAGCAGGAGCUAGAGUACUUGGGACACUAUGUGACGCCGCAAGGCAUCCGUCCGCUUGCGGACAAGAUCGAGGCCCUACGAUCGCCAAAGGUGCCAUUCAUAUUCGAUGACGAUGCACGCCGGUCAUUCCAAGCACUUAAGACGGCUAUGCUCAUGACACCCAUCCUUAGCAUCUAUGACCCCACCCUGCCGACGCGAGUGACUACGGACGCUUCCGGCUAUGGCAUUGGGGCAGUCUUGGAACAACACGGCGGCGACGACUGGCACCCUGUGGAGUAUUUCAGCCACAAAGUGCCUCCCAUCAACUCGCUUGAUGAUGCAAGGAAGAAGGAGCUGCUCGCAUUCGUGAUGGCUCUCAAGCGCUGGCGGCACUUCCUCCUUGGGCGUCGUAGGUUCACAUGGGUCACUGACAACAAUCCAUUGACCUACUACAAGACGCAGGACACGGUGAGCAGCACGAUCGGACGAUGGAUGUCCUUCAUCGACCAAUUUGACUUCACACCGAAACAUGACCCCGGCCUCUCCAAUCGCACAGCAGAUGCACUCUCGCGAAGACCUGAUCUUUGCGCUAUGUCACAUCAUGCCCUCGCAUUCGACGAGGAGCUUCAGCGACACUUCAUCCGGGCAUAUCACAAGCCCCGCAACCGCAAUCCCUACGACGAGUUACACCCGAUGCCUAUCCCAUGGGAACCCGGUCUCUCCAUUGCCAUGGACGUCACCGGUCCGUUUCCUCGCGACCAGCUCGGGCACGACGGCAUCCUCACGGUGGUGCCCCGAUUGAGUAAGUACGCGCGUUUUCUCCCUUGCAAGUACUACUCCACGGCUCCCGAGCUGGCACGCCUCCUGCACACUGGUUGGAUUUGUGGCCACGGUGUACCAGAAGACAUUGUCAGCGACCGCGACACUCGUUUCAUGUCGGCGUUUUGGAGUGCUCUCAUGCAGGAGUCCGACACAACAAUGAAACCAAGUUUGGCUCGACAUCCUCAGACAGACGGGGAGACGGAGCGGGCACAUCAAACCGCUCAAAUGAUGCUUCGUACGCUCAUCCGUMCGGACCAGAAAGAUUGGGUUGACCACCUCCCCGACAUCGAGUUCGCCUACAACACUUCGGUGCAUCCGGCGAUCGGCGUGACUCCAUUCGAGUUGCACYACGGUGGACGGAAAGGCCGGGUUUUCGCCGACCUUCUCCUCCCUCGACCAGCCGACAUUAACGCUGCCUGCUCUCCCGCGUCCGUCCGGAGGUACAGGGAAUUGUUGACUCAAGCCCGCGCAAAUAUGCAAAAGGCUCAAGUCCGCAUGCAGCAGCAAGCCAACAGGCGUCGCGUACCAUGUCCCAUCCACGUCGGUGAUCUGGUUUGGGUCUCCGCGGAAGAGUUUGCACUGGAACAGGAUGUUUCACGCAAACUGCUUCCCAAGUGGUUUGGACCUUGGUCUGUGACAGCAACCGAGGGCGAUGAGCCCGAUGGCCCUUCAUUUGUGAUCAACAUUCCAGAGCAUCUGACUGUCCAUCCGGUCUUCCACGCCUCGAAGCUGGCAACAUACACGCCUGCCAAGAGCGACGACUUUCCUGACCGACGAUCGCAGGACCCUCCUUCUAUGGAUGGCCAUCAGGUAGUUGACCGCGUCAUCUCCGAUCGCAAGUACGGCAGCAAGCCGCGGCAGUACAAAGUCACAUUCAAAGCAUGCGAUCGCGACGACACUCGGUGGAUAUAAGGCACAGAUUUGAAAGCAUCCGCACCGCUGAUCUACGCGCAUUAUGAAAAGCGGAGGUUAGCUCAAGAAGCUUCACGAC